GAGCGAGAGCGAGCGCGAGAGCGGGCGCACUUUUUCUUUUUUUGCUGAUGCUGCAGUGUCAAGAAAUGGUUCCCGCUCCCUCCUCUCCGUCCCUCCUCGUGCGUUCAGCCUCUCUCCCUUGCAUCCCCAUAACGCUCACGCCGAGCACCACGCCACGCGGCCGGAGUGCAGCCACGCGCCACGGUUAAAGGACACCACACAGCUUCUCGCCCAUUCGCGUCUUCCUAUUUUUCGGGGUUGUUGUUUUUCCUCGGGCGUUGUUGUUGUUGUUGCCGGGCUUUUUUCUGGAUUUUUUUUUCUUUAUUACCUGGACCUCCAUCAGCUCGCACGCGCCAUGGUCCCCCUUCCCAGUAUGAUGUUAAACUGCCUCUCCAGAGAUUCCCCCCAGCGAGGAUCACCAUCCGAGCGGCCGGACGCCCCCCGCCGGGGUCUCUUCGCCUCGCCGCUGAAAGCCUACACCCAGAGGAUCCCCUGGACCCGCACCAAGACGACAUAGGCCAUCAAUAUUUCAGAGGAAGACCGUUACUGUAACGGCCCCGUACAGUAAAGCGAUCUCCGUAUCAAACCCCAAGCCGGGAGGAGGAAAGUUGUGGAGGUUCUGGAGGAGGAGGUGGAGGAGUUGGAGGAGGCUGGCGACAACACCCCGGACCGCAAUCUCCCCGUCCCCCCCCCGUCCCCGUCUCCCCUGCAACAUCUCGUCCCCCCGUCCCCCCCGUUCAGGUGAUAGACGGAGCAGGGGGCAUUUCUGACGGGGAAAACAAUGGUGAACUUGAAUGGCAUUGCGAAGGAGCCGUACUGAGCCGUACUGACUGUUGAGCUGUUGCAGUGUCGGCGGCACCGCGGACGAGGGGAGACCGCGGAGGCGUGCCACUGCCACGGCAACUGGAUGCCUGUUCCACCGGGCUGAUCCAGCUGCUCUAUCUCCCGGAUCGUGCUCAGCUCAGCUCGAACCGCAACGAUGACGGUGGUGGCGGGAGAUAAUAUGGACGAGACGUCCACACUGCCGGGGCAUCCGCAGGAUACGUACCCCCCCGACCACGACGACCACGACUGCUGCGAGCGUGUGGUCAUCAACAUAUCCGGGCUGCGUUUUGAGACCCAGCUCAAAACCCUCGCGCAGUUCCCAGAGACUCUCCUUGGCAACCCGAAAAAGAGGAUGCGCUAUUUCGAUCCUCUGAGGAACGAGUAUUUUUUUGAUCGGAAUCGCCCUAGUUUUGACGCAAUACUGUACUAUUACCAGUCUGGGGGCAGAUUGAGACGGCCGGUCAACGUGCCCUUGGACAUGUUCUCGGAGGAGAUAAAGUUUUACGAACUCGGGGCGGAGGCCAUGGAGAAAUUUCGGGAGGACGAGGGCUUCAUCCGGGAGGAGGAACGGCCCCUGCCGGAGAAAGAGUUCCAACGCCAAAUCUGGCUCCUGUUUGAGCACCCAGAGAGUUCGGGGCCCGCGCGGGGGAUCGCCAUCGUGUCCGUCAUGGUCAUCCUCAUCUCCAUCGUCAUCUUCUGCCUGGAGACGCUCCCCGAGCUGAAGGAAGACCCGGGCGACCGGAUCCGGAUCGUGGGGAACACCACGGUGUACUACAAGCCCAACAUCCUCACGGACCCCUUCUUCGUGGUGGAGACCCUCUGCAUCAUCUGGUUCUCCUUCGAGUUGAUUGUGCGGUUCUUUGCCUGCCCGAGCAAGGCGGCGUUCUUCAAGAACAUGAUGAACUCCAUCGACAUCGUGGCCAUCAUCCCGUACUUCAUCACGCUGGGCACGGAGCUGGCGGACGACCCCGACAGCAACGAGGGGAAGGGCGGCGGCGAGCAGGCCACCUCGCUGGCCAUCCUCAGGGUGAUCCGCCUGGUCAGGGUCUUCAGGAUCUUCAAGCUGUCCCGCCACUCCAAGGGGCUGCAGAUCCUGGGCCAGACGCUGAAGGCCAGCAUGCGCGAGCUGGGCCUGCUCAUCUUCUUCCUGUUCAUCGGCGUCAUCCUCUUCUCGAGCGCCGUGUACUUCGCCGAGGCGGAGGAGAAGGAGUCCUUCUUCACCAGCAUCCCCGACGCCUUCUGGUGGGCCGUGGUGUCCAUGACGACGGUGGGCUACGGCGACAUGUACCCCGUGACCAUCGGCGGCAAGAUCGUGGGCUCGCUGUGCGCCAUCGCCGGGGUGCUCACCAUCGCGCUGCCCGUGCCGGUCAUCGUGUCCAACUUCAACUACUUCUACCACCGCGAGACUGAGGGCGAGGAGCAGGCGCAGCUGCUGAACGUCAGCAACCAGAACCUGGCAUCGGAGGACGGCUCCAGCCGCCGCAGCUCCUCCAUCGCCAGCAAGUCGGAGUACAUGGAGAUCAACGAGGACAUCAACAACAGCAUCGAUAACUUUAGGGAGGCCAACCUCAGGACUGCCAACUGCACCGCGCCCAGCCAGAACUGUGUCAACAAGGGCAAGCUACUGACGGAUGUAUAGUGCGACGGAGUUUGGUAAGAGGGUGGAGUGUCAGGGUGGAGGACGUCGCCCUCGCAGAAAAACCGGUGUAAAUAGUGUACAAAAGUUGAAAAAGGGCGGGGGAAUCUUAAUGCUUGAACGACCGAAUUGGUGCAUUUAUUUUUUUUGCAUCUUCUUUGCUGCUUUGCGAAAAACUGUGACAAAGCGAGUUUGAAUCGCGCGACGAGUGACGACGUGGGUCGAAGGGGGUCGGUCCAUUCUCUUUACCGCAUGGUUAUUUCAUUCAUUGCAACAUGGAAUUAUCACAGAGGAAAACUAAUUUGUUUGGAACGGAUGCGACUUUUGGGGGAAACACUUAUUUUUUUUAAUAAGGGCAACAGCAUCUAACGGCCAUUUUGAGAUUGAGAAACUUAAGGAUAUACGGUUUGCUCCGCACCGGCGCGACAAUAACUCUUUGCAUGGAAUACAGUCAAACUCUUUCACGCGUUGUACACACAAUACCGACAAAAAAAACGCCGGUGACGGCGUCGAGGGGGAUGGGAAGAACUCAGCACCAAUGAGCUGCGGCGAAACGUCGAUCAAAGAAGAAAAUACUAGAAAGUAAAUUCGAGGCACCUUACGGGGGUUCACAGAGUGCGCUGUCGGCCUUUUCUGUUCUGCUUCCUCGGUGUGUGGCUCAGACCAAGUCCUCUUGUGGAGGACGGUUUGUUGUGCUGCUUCAGUGCUAAGCUAACGGUCUAAGCUAACUGUAUGUGUUCGUGUAGGAUACCAUGCAACACACCUUUAUAUCCGGCUCAGAAUACGCAUGUUGAUUCUCUCUCUCUCUCUCUCUCUCUCUCUCUCUCUCUCUCUCUCUCUCUCUCUCUCUCUCUUCUGUUUUAUAUCAGCAUGCCUGAGACAUUACCUCAUGUUAGUUUUGUCUUCUCCCUCCUUUUUUGUCUUUGUUUUCAUCCCUUUGAGCCCCCCCUCCCCCUUCCCCUCCUGAUAUUUCUUUACAUUUCCCCCCCCCUCUCAUUUGUUUUUCACCAAAAGUGCAAUGGUUAUUUAUGAUUUAUUUAUUUCAGUGGUGGAUUAUUUACGAGCAUUUAAGUGCUGAAUGUUUUAUCAUAAAAGGGAACAGAAAUACACUUUUUUUAAACGAUCAUGGCAUGUGAACUAACAAAAUAAGAAGAUCUACAGCAUUAUGGCCUGAUGAGCCACGGUACCAUGUACUAGUAUACUUACUGCAUGACGUCGGUGUUAAACUUGCUUGAGGUUUUUACAAAGCGUGGGGACCUUGAGGUGCGUGGCGUACUCUAACCUCGUUAUCAGAGUAAUACUGAGGACAUGGGAUGCAGAGAGGGAACUGCUGUGCAAAAUACCGAAAGGGACAAAAAUCUGCCACCGCAAAGCCAGGAGGAGACACAUCUGGCGACUCCUUACAAAAAGUGACAGUUCAAAUUCUAAAAAAACAACAUCCUCCAUUUUAGGAUUAAGGAUGGGGCUGAUUGGAUGGAUUUGCGUGGACCAUUUUAUGAGGGCUAGGGAUAUCUUUACAUUUUUUGUGAAAUGUUACUUCUCAUUCUUACGUUUGGGCUUUCACAGUUUCGGUUAGGGUUUUGUCGAGGUAAUACAGGGACG
Molecule: messenger RNA, 4042 nt
Organism: Gadus morhua (Atlantic cod)
Lineage: Eukaryota; Metazoa; Chordata; Actinopteri; Gadiformes; Gadidae
Gene: kcna1b
Product: potassium voltage-gated channel, shaker-related subfamily, member 1b
Exons: 2
Coding region: 959-2443 (494 amino acids)
Biological process (GO): potassium ion transmembrane transport; action potential; protein homooligomerization
Cellular component (GO): neuronal cell body; paranode region of axon; synapse
Molecular function (GO): protein binding; delayed rectifier potassium channel activity
Source: RefSeq, a predicted model, not a curated record